AAACGGGACGCAUUUCCAGGCCAAACACCAGAGCACCCUAGAAAGCUUUAACUAAAAGAAUGCUCAUGUUUGACCCAGUUCCUGUCAAGCAAGAGGCCAUGGACCCUGUCUCGGUGUCAUACCCAUCUAAUUACAUGGAGUCCAUAAAGCCCAGCAAGUAUGGAGUCAUCUACUCCACACCAUUAUCCGACAAGUUCUUCCAGACCCCGGAAGUCCUGUCGCACGGGAUGCAGAUGGAGCCGGUGGACCUGACCGUCAACAAGCGGAGCUCACCGCCCUCGGCCGGGAAUUCUCCUUCCUCACUGAAGUUCCAGUCCUCGCACCGGAGAGCCUCGCCCGGGUUGAGCAUGCCAUCGUCCAGCCCGCCCAUGAAAAAGUACUCACCCCCGCCCCCAGGAGUGCAGCCCUUCAGCAUGCCGCUGUCCAUGCCGCCGGUGAUGGCCGCUGCCCUGUCCAGGCACGGAAUUCGGAGCCCGGGGAUCCUGCCGGUCAUACAGCCCGUCGUGGUGCAGCCCGUCCCCUUCAUGUACACCAGUCACCUCCAGCAGCCGCUCAUGGUGUCCUUGUCUGAGGAGAUGGAAAACUCAAACAGUAGCAUGCAAGUACCUGUAAUUGAAUCCUAUGAGAAGCCUAUAUUACAGAAAAAAAUUAAAAUAGAACCUGGGAUCGAACCACAGAGGACAGAUUAUUAUCCUGAAGAAAUGUCACCCCCUUUAAUGAACUCAGUGUCCCCCCCGCAAGCAUUGUUGCAAGAGAAUCACCCUUCAGUCAUAGUACAGCCGGGGAAGAGACCUUUACCUGUGGAAUCUCCAGACACCCAAAGGAAGCGAAGGAUACACAGAUGUGAUUAUGACGGAUGCAACAAAGUGUACACUAAAAGCUCUCACUUGAAAGCACACAGAAGAACACAUACAGGAGAAAAACCUUACAAAUGUACAUGGGAAGGAUGCACAUGGAAGUUUGCUCGGUCUGAUGAACUAACAAGACAUUUCCGAAAACAUACUGGAAUCAAACCUUUCCAGUGUCCGGACUGUGACCGCAGCUUCUCCCGUUCUGACCACCUUGCCCUACAUAGGAAACGCCACAUGCUAGUUUGAAUGUCUCCGUCUCCGCCUCGGCACGCGGCUCCCCACUCGCCCAGCUCUCUCUGUCCUCCCUCCCGUUGUCUAACUCAUUUUUUACAUGUACAUUUUAAUUUUGAUUCAGCUGGUCUGAAUCUCUGAAUUUAUAUCAGUCAAACUUCCAUAUGGUCAGUAGUAAAUAUUCUCUAAUCCUCCCUCCUUACCACGGGUCAGACCUAAAGAAUGUGAACACUUUUUUUUUUCCGGGGAUGCUAAGCAAACCCUUCUUACAGAUAAGUUUAAUGUAAUGAGAACAAGGGAACAUGUAAACAGAACCAGUUGUCGGUUUGUCCAUGUAUUCCUCAAAAGAAUGUCAAAGUAAAUGUGUUAGAAAUACAGUA
Molecule: messenger RNA, 1462 nt
Organism: Myotis lucifugus (little brown bat)
Lineage: Eukaryota; Metazoa; Chordata; Mammalia; Chiroptera; Vespertilionidae
Gene: KLF3
Product: Kruppel like factor 3
Exons: 6
Coding region: 60-1097 (345 amino acids)
Biological process (GO): regulation of transcription by RNA polymerase II
Molecular function (GO): RNA polymerase II cis-regulatory region sequence-specific DNA binding; DNA-binding transcription factor activity, RNA polymerase II-specific
Source: RefSeq, a predicted model, not a curated record